Molecule: messenger RNA, 267 nt
Organism: Strongylus vulgaris
Lineage: Eukaryota; Metazoa; Nematoda; Chromadorea; Rhabditida; Strongylidae
Source: the annotation of a GenBank genome assembly
AUGAAAACGGACAUGAGGCAGCUGACUGAUGGUGAGGAAAUUUCGUCAUGGAACGCUGGAGGCGCUGGAUCAAUCUGCAUAAGAUCCUACCAGCUCUUUUGGCUACUUCGACUCUAUCCUCUGCAUAAAAAAACCAUCACCAUCAUCAACCACUACUCUCUAACAUCAGCAGCUGAUGAUUUGGAACUUGACGCCUUUAAAGAAAAUUUGGAAAAAGUUAUCCACAAAGAAAACUACUUCUAUAAGUACGGGGUGACUUUAAUGUGA